GCAAAGCGGAAGCCUACAAGUCCCAGAAUGCAAUGGCGGAUGGUCCUCGUGUUCACAAAGAAGCCGCUGCGGUAGUCCACGAGGUUUCCUGUCUGAAUGAUGUAUGCGUGCUGGCUAGUGAGCAAAGACAGAAACUGUCCACGAAUAAGAUUGCCACAUUUAGAAGUGGUGGUGAUCGGACGAGGCCCAGAGACAGAAAUUACAGACAAGAAGUGUUCACGAAGACAAGUACAGCUAAAAGCAGACUGCAACAAAGGUUUCGUCAAGGUUAAGCAGAUAGGAGUCAAUCCAACCAGUGUCGAUCUGGAGGAGAUCGGCAAGGACCAGGAAAUUAAACUGAAGCCAGGACAAACCCUCCACAUUGUCAAUAAACUGUAUCCCUAUGCUGUACAGUUCCAAGAAGGAAUGGGAGCAUGCAUUGGUGGGGCAGCCACGAAACUAAAAAUUGAAAAGCGGAUGCAGGUAGAAUCCAAAAACCUCAAUGAGGAGGAAAGCGUGCUUGGAAAGCGUGUAAAAUUGGACCAAGAGGGCCAACGAGGCUGCAAGUUGGGUUGCAGUCUGGAUGAUGGAAAAAAUCCCACUUUUGCAUCUGAAAAAUCUUCUGGCAAGAAGGAAUUUGGGGGGCACUGGAGUCAAGGGCUGAAAACUUCCAUGCAAGACCCAGACAUGCAGGUUUACAAGGAUGAAAGGGUGGUUGUUAUAAAAGAUAAGUAUCCCAAGGCUCGCUAUCAUUGGUUAGUGUUGCCAUGGCAAUCCAUCUCCAGCUUGAAAGCCGUGACUGGGGAGCAUCUUGAGCUGCUGGAACACAUGCACAUUACGGGGGAAAAGAUGGUCCAGCAGUGCCCUGAGAAAGACACUUUCGGCUUCAGGUUGGGCUACCAUGCCAUUCCCAGCAUGAGCCACAUACAUCUUCACGUCAUCAGCCAGGAAUUUGAUUCCCCUUGGCUGAAAAAUAAGAAGCACUGGAAUUCUUUUACUACAGAAUACUUUCUAGAUUCCCAAGAUGUGAUUGGGAUGGUCAAGAAAAAAGGCAAAAUAACUGUAAACAACCAGGCCCCUGAAAUCCUGAAGGCGCCUCUGAGAUGCCACGUUUGUAAAGAGCUGCAACCCACCAUCCCUCAGUUGAAGGAACACCUUCGAAAACAUUGGCCAAAAUGACCAGAAGACCAUUUGUUGCAGAAUUGAGUUUCAUUGUUAACAUGCUAAUUUAAGAACGUACCAAGUUUUCUUUUAAAAAAACAAACAACGCACCAACUCGUCAGUAUUUAAAAUUACUUCCGUGACACAGUGCGAGAAAUUCCUGAUAGGACAGAUAUUAAGCAGGGAAGAAACACUGUGGGUAAAAUAGCCUCUAUGUUCAGUGGAUUUAUCUGAUCCUUUGCCUCAAAAGUUUACUAAAUCUAGAUUGGUUGUGUUUGUUAUCUUUGGAUAGGAGGGAGAAGUAUCCCUUGUUUCCCCAAGGGGAUUUAUCAGCCUGUGAGUGUGGAGAUGGACCUGAUAUUUAACAAUAGUGUUGGACAGCCUUUGAAUAAGAUCAGAAUUGGUCCUGCAAGCAAAAAAUGGGUAAUUUCGCCAAGGGCUAAGCUAAUGUCUGAACUCUGGUCUGGAAGUCCCAAGUUGUAAAUUGUUCAUCAUGUGUGCUCUAGGGAGGCAGUUCCUCAUACUUGCCAGUCACCUUUCUUGCACAAGAGUAAGGUUAGGGAUACUUCAGGUCCAUUGUCAAGCUUACAAGCGAAAGGUUUAAUCCACUAUCACCCAUGGAAAAAGCCUAGCCAGCCGGCAAAACAGAAAAAUGCACAUAUUCUAGGGUGGAAUCAGAUGAUGUGGCAAACACAGAGACACCCCGCCAUUUUGUACUAGUGAAUUCCUACUGGGGAACAUUUUUAACAGCACUGUAAGGGCUCGAGUCUUGUUGGGACCACUUCAAAGCUCUCAAAUGGUGUUCCCCUGUGAGAAUUCACUCCUUCAAAAUGUGGGGCAGAUUUGGGGAUGCUGCAUUGUUUAGUUCAGUCCUGGCAGGCAUCAAGGAGGAAGGAAGCAGAUGUUGGGCGUCCCAGAAGACUUGAGUUGUGUUCCUGCUCCCAGGACAAUGCUAUUGAAGUAGUUCAUUCUAGUUGGGCUUUUGGGAGCAUCAGAACAUGCAUGUGUGCUCCCUGGGUUAAACCAUUUACUACAUCACUGCGGCUGGACCCUGUGCGUGUAAUCCAACUGCGGGGGCCAUUUUGUGGUUUUUGUUCAUAAGAUGGAGGCUUCUGCAAGGGAAGAUGGGGUGAGAUUUGUUCUCUGCAAUAGUAUUCUGAAGUUUUUUAGCCAGUGUUUCUUCUGUAUUCUCCUUUCCUACUACCCGUUUUUUGCAAUAAAAAUUAUUUGUUGUAAUUAA
This is a messenger RNA of Sphaerodactylus townsendi, 2380 nucleotides long. It is a transcript of the gene APTX, whose product is annotated as aprataxin. The transcript is spliced from 8 exons. NCBI's taxonomy places the organism in Eukaryota, Metazoa, Chordata, Lepidosauria, Squamata, Sphaerodactylidae. The coding region runs from base 97 to 1158 and encodes 353 amino acids. Gene Ontology annotation, biological process: double-strand break repair; single strand break repair. Gene Ontology annotation, cellular component: nucleus. The record is from RefSeq and is a predicted model, not a curated record. Gene Ontology annotation, molecular function: single-stranded DNA binding; DNA 5'-adenosine monophosphate hydrolase activity; protein binding.